AAAACUUUCCACCGUAUCCAUGGCCCGUGUGACACGAUCUCCUAAUUUUCUUCGGUUUCGUCUUCCUUCUUCGAAAACCAUAAAUUUACACUCCCAUUGCAUCCCAACAAAUAUCUCAUCAAUUCACACCCAAAACCCCAAAUUCCACCUUCCAAUCCAAAAACCUAAUUCUAUAUUUUGAAGAAAACGUCACACAGAUCAUCGUAAAACCAUAAAUUUCUAGAUGUUUUUCGAGUUACAUACCCUAAUCAUCUGAUAAUUCGCUUUCAAACCUCUUUUUUUUUUCCAAAUUAUAUUGAAUUUAUGGUUCUAUGGAUUACAAAGACGAGGAUUCAUCAAUGGAAAUAUAUAACACUGGAAAUUCAAGUGUGUAUCGACUCAUGAACGGGCCAUUGUCGGGAGGUUGGUUGGAAAUUCGCUUAUUUUACGUCCGUAUAUCGCCGUGCGUGGUUCACACCGUUCCCGACCACCUCACGCUUCGCCAUCUCCGUCGUGAAAUCGGAGUCUCCCUUGAAAUCAAUGGCUCAGGUAUCCCGGCCUCGAACACAGCUUCAAUGACUCUCCGGCGCGAUCGUGUCGAUAAGGAGUCCUCGGAGGUGACAUAUGUGAGUACGGACAGUGUUAGGGUUUCUGGGGCUGUCGAAUUUGAGGUGCAUGAGGAUGAAUUGAUUUUGUGUGGGUCAUUGGAGAGAAUGGAGCCCAAUUGGUGCAAUGGGAGUGUAGAGGGUGGUUCCAAGACGGGGUGGACAAUGGACUGUUACACUGCGGCGACGAUUGCAAGUGGUUCGUCGGCGUUUUUUCAGCCAAAAUUGGGCGUUUGUUCGCCGUCUAUUGAGGUUUAUAUUGCCGGGUGUUGCUCAGGAGUGCCUGUGAUUUUGACGAAGACAAUUCUGGUUAGUCCGAGGAGGAAAGUGACGAGGCAGUGGAUGCUAGAUUCUAUUCCGGAGGAUGAAGAGAUUGGGAAAGAGCAGAGUAGUGAAAGUGGUUUGGUCAGGCGGAAAAUGCGGAUCUCAGAGGCAGAUGUUGACGACUAUGAGUCAGAUGGAAAAGUUGGACACGGCUAUUAUGCUGAAGACAUGUACCCUGGUGAGGAUGGCCAACUCUCAUGGUUCAAUGCUGGUGUAAGAGUUGGGGUGGGGAUUGGCCUUGGAAUGUGCCUUGGUGUUGGAAUUGGUGUUGGACUGCUCAUGCGCUCGUAUCAAGCAACCACCAGGAAUUUUAGGAGGAGGUUCUUCUGAAUCUGAUCUCUUCAAUUAAAGUCACAUAGUACUGGCUAAAUGAUACAGAAUUGAAAACGGAAAGUUUUGGAAUUUUUAUUUAGAGAGAAGGAUUUUACUAUUUUAGGAUGGCAGCUAAUGAAGUGAGAAGUACAUAUUUAAGGAUUUUAACAGUAGACUGCGGGUGGAAGGUUGGACAAUGUCUAGGGUCACCUGAGAUGUUGCUCUAAUGGAAGUUGCAAUGGUCUUCUAUCUUAUACCUAUAACUGAGUGGUGGUACAGCGAAAAAUAUGGUUAUAUACAAGUCUCAUGAUAAUUCUACGAUCAAUUUAUAUGGCUGUGCCUGGGAGAAAAGACGUAUCUGAUGUUUAGCGUUAUGUAGAUAUUUUGCCUUGUUUGAAGUUUCUUUGGAGGUUUAUACCAUGGUGGUUGUUGUAGGACUUGUAACACUUUCUUUUUGUUUUUUCCUCUCAAAUUUCUUUCUUGGUUUUUGUUUGCUUCUUUUUUACCAUGUAUCAACUUUUUGAUGUUUUGCAUUCUUCCAUUACUUUGAUUGUUGCAAUAAGUUGCA
Messenger RNA from Ilex paraguariensis (yerba mate), 1788 nucleotides. The record is from the annotation of a GenBank genome assembly. Lineage: Eukaryota; Viridiplantae; Streptophyta; Magnoliopsida; Aquifoliales; Aquifoliaceae.